Molecule: messenger RNA, 325 nt
Organism: Monoraphidium neglectum
Lineage: Eukaryota; Viridiplantae; Chlorophyta; Chlorophyceae; Sphaeropleales; Selenastraceae
Exons: 1
Source: RefSeq, a predicted model, not a curated record
CUCGUGGCACAAGGUCAGGCCGCGCGAUGUGUGGGUCCACGAGACCCGCCGCCUGGCCACCCGCGAGAGGCACGCGCUUCAGGCGGGGCCGGCGUCGGAGGUUUUCGGAGACCCUGAUUGUGGGGACGGCCUGGUUGUGCUGGAAUACACGAACAACUAUGCGUGCACCUUGGGUCGCCAAGGGACGGACAUCUUCCAGGUGCCCGCCAACCCGUGCAUGUGCCGCGGGGGCGCCGCGCCGGCCGCGCCGCGGCAGCCGGACGCGGCUGGGCCGGCGCGGCGGCAGCAGCGGGGGCGGGGCGGCCGCCGCGGCGGGAGGCGGUGA